Messenger RNA from Strongylus vulgaris, 216 nucleotides. Lineage: Eukaryota; Metazoa; Nematoda; Chromadorea; Rhabditida; Strongylidae. The record is from the annotation of a GenBank genome assembly.
AUGGUCAGUAUGGAGGAGUACAAUGAAGAUAAAAAAGAGGAAACACAAGAACAAAACGAUGAUAGCCGGGAAAGCAGUGACACCAAGCAUAAGAUGCCGCAAACAACCUAUGUUCGCCUUCGGGGCUUGCCGUACUCGUCAAAAGAAAGCGAUAUCCGCGCAUUUCUUGAUGGUCAUUCGUCAUCUUUUGUGGAUAUUCAUGAUAGCAGAAAAUAG